GUUAAAAAGCAGGCAGAAGACGUGACGUCAUUGAAAGUACCACUGAACAUUUCAUGACGUUUACACAAAGGUGCACGGAGGGAAGAGCAAAUUGCAACCCGUAAACAGUAGCGACAAAUCAAAUCAAAGCGAAUGUGACAAGACAGACACUUCAGUGAAGCAAGAUGAAUCCACUGACAUUCGUUACACACCCAAGUGUUCGGAUCAAGGGCACUGAAAACAACUACUCUCCAAGUGUCUGUCAAGAUACAUCAUGUACCAACAAGACCCCACACAUGCACUGUCCUUUCUGUGUGAAGUCAGACUCAUACCAAGACCCAGUAAUACUGAAGGCUCACUACAGAGUCAAGCAUGUUGACAAAGGCAUUGAAUUUGCUGGUUUGAAAGUGUUGCGAUGUUGUGACCACUGUGAUAUUGUUGGUGUAAUAAAGGGAGAGAAGAAGUUCAAAGGAGCUCACUGGCAUUGCUACAAGUGUCGGAAUGGCUUCAACAGACGGGAUGAGGCUAUCAAACAUUACAAGACACACUUCAGAAAUCCUCAAACGACCUUCCAAAUACAGAUUGCUCAAGAGGUGAAUCAGUGUAGCAGCAGUGCUUCUGACCCCACACACAGUAUUUGUUCUGACCAGGACAUCAUACACCCUGCCCUCACACAGGCUGCCUGUCUUGCCACUACAGACCACACAGUAUUGACAAGUAAUGGUGUGUGUAAGACCUCUGAAGGGACUGUCCAAGUGUCCAUAGCUGCCAACGAGACAAUAAAUACUGGCGAUGGUCAGACAAUCAUGAUCAUAUCUGAAGAACAGCUGGAGGCAGCUCAGAUAGAAAACACCUUUGGGACACAGAUAAUAUCAGCAGAGGAUGUAAGUUACCUUGAUCCGAAACAGUCACUUGAGAGGAAGUAUGAGUCCGCAGAAAUCCGUUGUCAAAGACUUGAGGAAGAGAAAGCGCAGCUUAAGGCUGAACUCGACCAGAACAGAACACAAAUCCAGGCACAGGCUGAGGAGAUAAACUUGUACAAACGGAGAGAGCAGGAGCUUCUCAACCAGCUGCAGCUGACUGAACAGAUCAAUAUGCAGGAUAUGCUGACUUCUCUGCAGCAGCAGCACAAGGACCUGCUCAGUGCCCAGUUGGCGUCCCUCAGACAGGCCUUCCUCACACGACUACCUCAUGAGCUGGUAGUCAGCUCCAACGUAGUCCACAUUUCGCCCGACUCUUACGAAAUCCACAUCAAUGAUGAGACGGAGAAGGCAGAAGAGACUCAUGUUGUGGGUGAUGGGCAGCAUGUAGUUCACAUCAAACAGGAAUGUGCUGCCAAGGACAAGAGUGGCAGUGAGAAUGGUGUUGGGGCAGCAGGUCCUAACAUCCACUCUACUGCAGAGCUUGUGUCCCCUUGUCUUGUCAUGUGUGUGGAGGAUGAGUCGGGUCAGCAGAACACGGACAGCAUCACUGACCAGAACUCCCUAGUCAUAGACCAUACUCAGAUGGACCAGGAUGCAGCCAACUCGGCCGCUGCCUUAAUAACAAACGGACAAACUGAAGUGGCCAGAUCUCAGAUAGAGAUUACAGAAGUAUUAGAAGAAUCGGAACCAGCUAAGAAAAGACUUAGAUCCACGUGAUGCAAGAAGUCAUAUCUCAAAUCUACCUCUGGUCAAAUGUGUCUAAAGCAUUUGAUAACUAAUGCGCAUUUUGUGGGCAACUGUUUAACCCAAGGUUAACAUCAUGGCAUGGACUUAAUACAGUUACUACCCUAGUCAAAUAAUUUAGAUAUGUUUUCCAGAGGCCCAUUUCUUCCCUUGAUAGUGUUAGAUACACAGUGGAAUAAUCAAUGAUAUGAAUAAAGUAGCUGGUUUACUGUGA
This is a messenger RNA of Haliotis rubra (blacklip abalone), 1860 nucleotides long. RefSeq lists its product as uncharacterized. The record is from RefSeq and is a predicted model, not a curated record. The coding region runs from base 165 to 1619 and encodes 484 amino acids. The transcript has 7 exons. NCBI's taxonomy places the organism in Eukaryota, Metazoa, Mollusca, Gastropoda, Lepetellida, Haliotidae.